CCUGUCCUGGACAACACCCCCGACCCAACACCCCUCAGAAGCUGUCCUCUUGCAGGUAUAGCCCGCACCCUCUCGGAAGCAUCCGCAGAUGGUAAACCUCACGUGCAAGGCGCCAGCGCUACGCUGCAGGGUGCGGGUGCCCGUGAGCCAGCUUAGCCCGCGAACGAGCACGAGCAGAGGAAGGUGGUGCUCGAGUGGGCCGGGGAAGGAGACACCUCCGGAAAGAGAGCCACGCUGCUGUGCUGGCAGGACUGCAGUGCCACCUCUCCGGAGAAAGCGCUCACGCCCGUGCUCGAACGCACGUGCACACGGCCAGCAGUGAGAGCGCGAGUCCGAGCAUUUCAGUGCAGGGUUCCUGACAGCGAUGGCAUCUGCCCUCAACAGCAAAAUUCACCCUCCAGGAACCUGCGCGAGCUCUAAAACCGACGCCCGCGGUGGCUCGGGCUGGAGAAUGGACUGUGAUCCCGAGAUGCACGUGAAAAUGUGCAAGAAAAUCGCUCAGCUCACUAAGGUGAUUUAUGCCCUCAAUACCCGCCAGGAUGAGGUAGAGGCCAAUGCAGAGUCACUACGGGAAGCCCACCAGGAGGAUCUCCAGGACACAGAGGCUGAAACCAGGACCAGGCUCCUGCAGGAACAGAGCCUCACCAGUGAAGAUGCAGAGGCCCUUCUGAAGCGCAUCCAGACCCUAGAAAAUGCCCUGGAGCUGCAGAAGAGGCUGACACAGGAGGCCCUGGCUGAGUCAGCCUCCUGUAAACUGGAGACCAAAGAGAGAGAACUGCGGGUAGAGGCUGAGCAUGCCGAACGAGUCCUGAUACUUUCCAAGGAGAUGCUGGAGCUCAAAGCUGAUUAUGAGAAGAGGCUCCAGCUGCUGACUAGCCAUGAGGGUCCCCAGUGGGGCCAGCUAUCCCAGGAGAGCCCUGAUGCCACAGCAGAGUCUAGCCAGAGACCGGAAAUGCACCAGGUCCUGCUGGAGGUAGAGCGAUUGCGAGCUGAGAAUAAGCAGCUAAGCCAGGAUUACGCCCGCAAGGCGGAGGAGCUACAGGCCACCUAUGAGAGGGAAAAUGAGGCCAUUCGUCAGGCCAUGCAGCAGUCAGUCAGCGAGGCCCUAUGGCAGUGGCAGGAAAAAGAGUCUGGUCUUCGAAAGAACUUCCAGGUCCAGGAGUCAGCCCUGCAGGCUCAGGUCAGGAAGCUGGAAGGGGACCUGGAGCACAGAGGGCGCAAGAUAAGUGACCUGAAGAAGUAUGCCCAGAAGUUGAAAGAAAGGAUCCAGGAUCUGGACGUGCAGCUAAGGGAGGCUCGGCAGGAGAACUCGGAGUUGAAGAGCACAGCAAGAAAACUUGGCGAGAAGUUAGCUAUUGCCAAAGAUAGACUGAUGUUACAGGAGUGUCACGUGACACAGAAAACCGAUGACGUGAAGACUGAGGAUGGAGUUCUGGGGAAAAGAGAUGACCUGGAAGCCUGCAGUCUCCACCCUCAGCAGGAACAAGGCUUUCCCAAGUUGUGUCACUGCGGGAAUGGAGGCCCAGAAACACAGACCAAGAAAGAGUCAAGUGGUGAAAUAGAACACAUGAAGCAGCAAUAUGAGGAAGACCUUCGUAAAGUCAGACAUCAGACUGAAGAGGAGAAGCAGCAGCUCCGAGAGCAGCUGGGGAAGCGCCUGGAAGACUUGGUGAAGAAGCACACCAUGGAAAUGAAGUCCGUGCGCUCCACUGUGGAGGUGGAAAGAAAGAAGCUGAAAGAUGUUGAAGCUCAGUUGGAAGAAGUGAAGACAAAGUCGGAAAGGGAGAUAAAGCAGCUGGAAGAGGAGAAAGCUGCCCUCAGUGUGAAGCUGCAGAGUUCUCUACUUGAGAAUCCAUGCUCAAGGCCAAAGAAACCUCAGACAAUACCCAGAGAAGAGGGCCUAGAGAAGCUGACAGAUGAAGAAGAAACCAGCAGCGACGAGGAAGAAAGGACUGGAGAAAUGCUCAAGGAAGGAAGUGACCUACAACCUCCAUUGGAGUCUGUGAUGAAAGAGAAGGUAAUGGAGACUGGACAUCCACCAGAGGACUGGCAAAGUCAAAGGACCAAACUACAAACACAGACUGCAGAGUGUUUGAACAAGGAAUCCACUGAUAGUCUCCAGGCACACCUGCUGGAGCUCCAGGCCCUAGAGGACAAUGCCAGACAAGAGCUGCAGGAGGACUGUGAGCAGAUGCAAGCCCAGCAGUCUGGGCUGCCUGAGUCCCUGAGGCAGGAGCUGACAGAGCAGCGAGUUGCCUGCAGUGAGCAUCAGAAGGCCCUAGAGAUGCUACAGAAUGAGCUCAGGACCAUGGGCCCCUUGGGGAAGUGGCAGGCCACCAAUCAGUGUUCAGGGGACAGCAGAGACCACACCUUUAUUACAGAGGAUGUGGGUGUUACAGGCCCUCCUGGUUCCCUGCCCUGUGCUGCAGAGAAAGGUCUCCUGGAGGAGAAUGCGCAGCUCCAAGACACUGUACUGCGCCUGCGUGCAGAGGUGGACCAGCACCUGCAGGAGGCGCUGCAGCUGCGUGAGCAGCACCGGUUGCUGGAAGAGGACCAGAAAGCCCAAAGAGCCAUGGAGGUGGAGGCACUCCGCCAGGAGCAUCGGAAGGAGAUGCAGGCCAUGGUGGCAGAUUUCAGUGGUGCCCAGGCCCGACUCCAGGCCCGGCUGGCUGCUCUGGAAGCCGAGCUAAAAGAGUCCGGAGAGAAGGCAGGAAAAGGAAGUUCACGGCCGGAGGAUCUGCAGCUCAUAGGACGCCUACAGACACGCCUGAAGGAGAGAGAGGACAUCAUCCGGCAGCUCACGGAAGAGAGAAGAUUUCACUACGCAGCCUUCCCCAGUGCAGUGUCCCAUCGGAAUCGGUCCUUCUCUUUCAAUCCUCACCCAGGAUACUUGACCCCUUCCAUGAAGAAAAAGAAGAUGGAGGAAGCGCCCAGCCGAGUGGUCAGCGUGCCAAACCUUGCCUCCUAUGCAAAGAACUUUCUGAGCGGAGACCUGAGCUCCAGGAUCAAUGCCCCUCCCAUAACUAAGUCACCCAGCCUGGACCCAAGCCCCAGCUGUGGCCAGCCUUACAAACCCACGCAGUUACUAGAUGGGAAAACCGUCUCAAGGGCCCAAGAUGGUGAACCAGCCCAAGCCAAAGAAGCCCCACAGAAGCAAGGCUCUCCACACCAGGAAUGGUUUACCAAGUACUUCUCAUUCUAAACUGACCUUUGGGAUCUGUCCAAAGGAGGACAUUAGAAAAUCAUUUCAACCAUCUGAAGGAAUAAAUUAGAACCACCCAACCGGCUGGGAACGACUUACAUGUGGCGGAUAGCCACAGCAAACUGUGGCACUAACAUUUCAGCUUCAUUGUGACACCUGCUUAUGUAAGAAUGCUUAUAGUUAAAGAUGAAACAAGACACUUAUUAAAAAGCACCCCUAGGAAAAUGAUAUUAAUCUCUGAUGACCAAAUUACCCAUUGUAUUCCUAGUGCCUGUAAUGUCAUACUCUACUUGGUGAGGUAUCAGGCUUGUGACUGCCAUGGUCUGCUUUAAAAAUAUUUUUUCUUGGUCAUCUCCACUCAGUUAUGAUUAUAUAUAUGCAUAUGUAUAUACAUGCAUAUGUAUAUAAUUCCAAAUGCAUAUCUAACCUCAAAGUGAAGAGGAAUAAUAAAAUAAAAGUUCAAUAUAAAAGGAAAGCCAAUGAGAACAAAACACCAAACCUACCAGGAAUGGACUGCAGCAUGUUUGGAUUGCAUGUUUUGACUUCCAAGGUCUGGCACAGGACACAGACUGCAGAGGGACACCACCUACCUCAAACAGAACUUCACAAGAUUAAGCAGCACACGAUAGGUACAGCCAUCAAACCUGUAUUGGAAUGCUUGGUGAACAACCGUGCCUCCCUGUUAGACAUCUCAGCUUCAAUGACCAUUGUGCUAAGUCUUUGCGAAGGUUUCUAGACUGUCUGUUCUCUGAUGUCAACCACUGCUGGACACGUUCUUUUACCAGCCUCAGAUGUAUGUAUGUAUGGCUUCCCCACUGCAUGGACUCCCAAGGAGAGCAGGGAACUGCCCAUGGUGCUGAAGCUGCACUUGUCUUACCCUAUGACACAACUUUCAGUGGGUAGACUUUUCUUCUCUCUGGUGCUGGCCCAGCAAGUGGCCUAUCAACAGAUGUCAACUCUAUGCAUUGUCAAAUUUUUGCUCUUUGAAUAAUAAAACUCUGAACUAGACAAUAAAAAAAUGUCUGUCUCUGCCUCCAC
Mastomys coucha (southern multimammate mouse) is the source of this 4240-nucleotide messenger RNA. It is a transcript of the gene Fam184b, whose product is annotated as family with sequence similarity 184 member B. The transcript has 16 exons. The record is from RefSeq and is a predicted model, not a curated record. Bases 365 to 3202 code for a protein of 945 amino acids. NCBI's taxonomy places the organism in Eukaryota, Metazoa, Chordata, Mammalia, Rodentia, Muridae.